Molecule: messenger RNA, 225 nt
Organism: Symbiodinium sp. CCMP2592
Lineage: Eukaryota; Dinophyceae; Suessiales; Symbiodiniaceae
Source: the annotation of a GenBank genome assembly
AUGGUCGGAGACGAUUCCAACAUCUGCGUCCCGGCCUUCAUGAAGCUGGACGUCAAGAAGCAGUACGGACCGGCGCUGAUCCUUGGGGAGGUCUUCAUGCGACAUUUCUUCACGGUCUUCAGCCGCGGCAGCGGCAACUUAAGUGAGGCGCGGGUCGGUUUCGCUAAAGCCAAGGCAGGUGCCACGCCCAAGGUGCCGGUGAUGAGGCGCAGUCCGAGCAUCUGA